Messenger RNA from Rubroshorea leprosula, 743 nucleotides. NCBI's taxonomy places the organism in Eukaryota, Viridiplantae, Streptophyta, Magnoliopsida, Malvales, Dipterocarpaceae. The record is from the annotation of a GenBank genome assembly.
AUUCCUCUCAUAAAAAAUCCCCCUAGAAAUGGAUACAAGAGAACAAGAACUCCAGCCUCUUGGUAUCUGCGAGAGGCUCUACAACUUCUUCACCAGAAGCUUAGCAGCAUAUGCUCUCAAGACCGUAACGUUAGGACUUCCCCAUGAUCAUGCUCCAGCUUCAGCACCUGUUUCCAGUGGAGUGGAGGAGUCCAGUUCCAAUACCAACAAACCAGUGCACCCUGUGGCUCCUGAAACAUGGUCUGCAGGAUCAGGUUUGCAGGGUAAAGUUGAGCCAGAGCGAGCCAAGAGUUCUAGCAGUGAUCAUAUCAUAGAUCGUAAGGAGCUUCUAAUUCAAGAUACAAGUCCAGAGAAGGAGGAAGAAGAAGAAGAAGCACAACUGCCUGCAAAUGCAUUUCAAGCAAAGGCUCCAAAGAAAGUGGUUAGCAUAAAUGAGACUUUGGAAGAGAUAAAGUUGAGCAAGAAGAAAAGGAAAAGGAAGAAAUCUGCAGAGAAGGUGGCUUCGUUUGAGGAUGAAACAGAUAAGCCAAAACUUUUGAAAUCCAUUCUAAAGGUUGGUUCUAUUAAUCUAAAUGAGAAUUCAUACAUGGAUCAUAGCCCCAGCACUUAGGGAGGUUUAUAGUUGACUACCUUUUGGCUUUCAUGUUGAUGCUGUGUUGACCAGAUUAUGGUGUAAAUGUAAAAUCAAUUAAAUGGAAUAGAAGGGGUAAUACAAACAUCAAAAAUACAAUUUACCAUCUUUC